Molecule: messenger RNA, 1714 nt
Organism: Cucurbita maxima (winter squash)
Lineage: Eukaryota; Viridiplantae; Streptophyta; Magnoliopsida; Cucurbitales; Cucurbitaceae
Product: heat stress transcription factor B-2b-like
Exons: 2
Coding region: 641-1507 (288 amino acids)
Biological process (GO): regulation of transcription by RNA polymerase II
Cellular component (GO): nucleus
Molecular function (GO): DNA-binding transcription factor activity; RNA polymerase II cis-regulatory region sequence-specific DNA binding
Source: RefSeq, a predicted model, not a curated record
GGGGUUGAUUUGAUUAUGAUUGGUUUGUUUUUUUCUUUUUUUUUUUAAAUUUUUUUUAUUGGGUACAAUGGAAAGUCAUAAGAGUGAAUGGGAUUAUGUGGGGAUAAUGAAAGGGAUUCAUGAAUAUAAAGUUUGUUGCCUAAUCUUAUCUUAUAUUUAUAGGGGCACUUGUAGAAAAAAACAAAAAAAAAAAACAUAAAGAUACUGGAAGUGUACCCAAAUAAAGUGGACCUUGGGCCGAGCCGAUUCAAGCCCAUCUCAGUGAAAGCAGCCCAGUGUUGGAGAAAUUAAAAAUAAACAAAUAAGAAGAAUGAAAUAAUCUACGUGGCCGCCUACGUGGAAUGAUUUGGAUUUGGGGUAACCUUUUUAGAGCGACGGUGACAGCUUAAAUGUAAUUUAUUUUCUUUUUAAAAAAGAAAGGCGUAGCCUUUCGAGGAAGUUUCUCAAAUCGCCGCACAUUCUAUUUCUCGUCGCUUCCAAAAUUGAAAAUAUCUUUUCGUUCUCUUCCACGAAGCUUCUAGAAUUGCAAUCCCUCCAAUGGCAUUACCGGAAAAUUCGCACAUAGAAGCUUUCUUUAGGGCUUGGGACCUGCCUGCGAUCAUUCCGGGAUCUGAUUUGGGUGAUUCUUGUGGCGUCCCCCAUGGGAGCGCCGAGCGCCAAACCGUCGCCUAAUGGAGGCGAUUCACAGAGAUCUAUGCCCACUCCUUUCUUGACCAAAACGUAUCAGCUUGUUGACGACGAGACAAUCGACCAUGUCAUUUCAUGGAACGACGACGGAUCUACCUUCAUCGUUUGGAACACCAUCACUUUUGCUACAGAUUUGCUGCCGAAGUAUUUCAAGCACAAUAACUUCACUAGCUUUCUCCGCCAGCUCAAUACUUAUGGAUUUAGAAAGGUUGUAUCGGACCGUUGGGAGUUCGCGCACGAGUGUUUUCGCAAAGGUAAGAAACAGCUUCUUUGUGAGAUUCAGCGGCGGAAGUUUCACACUGCGUUGCCGUCCACGACUCCGCCUGCGCAACUACUAGCAGUGACGGGCAAUUCUUCUAGUGAAGAGCAAGUGAUUUCGUCUGAUGAGACUCCGACGAGAGCUUUUGCAGAGCUGAUCGAUGAGAACGAUCGGCUUAGAAAAGAGAAAGCAAAGCUUACGGAACAAUUGGUUGAGAUGAAAUCUCUGUGCAACAACAUCUUCUCGAUGAUGUCGAGCUUUGUUGAAUGUCAAUUCAAGAGCAGUUUCAAAGUGAGAGACAGCGUUUUAACACCGGCAAAAUCGCUCGAUCUUUUUCCAGUGAAGCGGCCUUCCGGCGAAGACGAAGCGGCAAAGACGAAUCAGAUCGGCGCGGCCAUCAGAGCGAAGCGUCCGAGGGAAUACAGAGAGUGGGCGACGGAGAUAGCGGAGGACGAUACUACUUUGCGACUCCAACCACCGGAUAGAUCGAAAGUCAAAUCAGAGCGGGUAAAUUGUCAUAAUAAAGUUGAUCAGAAAACGUGGCGUAAUCAAGUCCACUGAGAGUCAUCAAAUGGAUCUGUAAUUAACGGCUAGGAUAAUAAUGUAUCGACUUUUCAGGUUCUUGUUCAAGUAAUCAGAGAUGCAGGGAAUCAUUCCAUCCCCAAAUCUGGAAAAAGAUGGCACGUGUGCCGCCAUUUCAGGGGGCAAAUUAAGAAAGUUUCAAAGCACAUUAAGCGUUAAUGAAACUUCAUCACCAUUUUCUCCUUA